AUGGCCGAUACUACCGGAAGGAUUCCUCUUUGGCUAAUAGGUACUGUAACUGGUAUUCUUGUGAUCGGUUUAAUCGGUAUUUUCUUUUAUGGUUCAUAUUCUGGAUUAGGUUCAUCCCUUUAG
Ziziphus jujuba (common jujube) is the source of this 123-nucleotide messenger RNA. The record is from the annotation of a RefSeq genome assembly. NCBI's taxonomy places the organism in Eukaryota, Viridiplantae, Streptophyta, Magnoliopsida, Rosales, Rhamnaceae.